Molecule: messenger RNA, 1833 nt
Organism: Balaenoptera acutorostrata (minke whale)
Lineage: Eukaryota; Metazoa; Chordata; Mammalia; Artiodactyla; Balaenopteridae
Product: keratin, type I cytoskeletal 40
Molecular function (GO): structural molecule activity
Source: RefSeq, a predicted model, not a curated record
AUGGCUUCUGACUAUUCCUCCACUUGCUGCUCUUCUGAGUCGGGUGUCAGGGCUUCUGAUCGGGCACUUGCUUCAACCUGUUCCGUGGAAACCACUUGUCUCCCCAGUGCCUGUGCUACAUCCAGAUGCCAGGCCCCCAGUUUCCUAUCGAGGUCUCGCGUGCCAACUGGGUGCCUCGCGCCGUGCUGCUUUGCUGGGAGUUGUAAUGUUCCGUGCUCGGUGGGGAACUGUGCCUGGUGUGAGGAUGGCAUGUUCAACAGCAACGAGGAGACGAUGCAGUUUCUGAAUGACAGACUCGCCAAAUAUCUGGAGAAGGUGCGGGGGCUGGAGGAGAUGAAUGCGGAGCUGGAAUGCAGGAUCCGAGAACAGUGUAAAGAGGAUGUCCCCUUGGUGUGCCCUGAUUAUCAGUGUUACUUCGACACCAUUGAAGAUAUCCAGCAAAAGAUCUUGUGUACAAAGGCAGAGAAUUCUAGAGUUGCUGUACAGCUUGACAACUGCAAACUGGCUGCCGAUGACUUCAGGUCAAAGUACGAGUCUGAACUGUCUCUUUGCCAGCUGGUAGAGAAUGACAUAAGUGGCCUGCGUGGGAUCCUGGGUGAGCCAACCCUGUGCAAAUCCAAUCUGGAGGCCCACGCGGAGUCUCUGAAGGAUGAUCUCCUUUGCCUUAAGAAAAACCAUGAAGAGGAAAUCAAUUCCUUACAGAGCCAGCUUGGGGACAGACUCAACAUUGAAGUGACCGUUGCCCCUUCUGUUGACCUAAACCAGCUUCUACAAGAAAUGAGACGUCAAUAUGAGUCCAUCACGGAGAAAAACCACAGAGAUGUAGAACAGUGGUUCAACGCACAGAUGGAGGAGCUGAACCAAGAGGUGGAGACCAGCACUCAACAGCAGCAGUGCUUCCAGAAGGAGAUCAUUGAACUGAGAUGCACCAUGAACACUCUACAGAUUGAACUGCAGGCCCAGCACCGAAUGAGAUAGUCCCAGGAAUGUGCCCUGGCAGAGACAGAGGCCCGCUACACAGCCUUCCGGGCCCAGAUCCAGUGUCUGAUCGAUAACCUAGUGGCUCAGCUGGCAGAGAUCUGGGGGACUCUGGAAAGACAAAACCAAGAAUAUGAGAUUCUGCUGGACGUCAAGUCCCGGCUAGAGCGUGAGAUUACCACAUACCGCAGCCUUCUGGAGAGCUCAGAUGGCAAGCUUCCCUGUCACCCAUGUGCCACCAAAUGUGAGCCUUCCACUUGCAUAUCCAGUAAGGCCAGAGCCCUAGUUCACACAUUCCUCACCCCCUGUGGGAUACACGAGUCCCACGGUGCCUGCAAAACCCUGCUGAGAAUUCUGGUUAAAAUCUGCACCAUCACCGAGGAGAUUAAGGAUGGGAGAGUCAUUUCUUCUCAUGAGCACGUGCAGCCUUGCUUCAUCACCAGAACUGCCAAAGUCUCACAUCCCAAGGUGAUAAAAAUAACCCUCAUUCAUGAAAGAGAGGCCAAUACUUGCUCCUGCCAGAGAGGUUUAAGAACUCCCCAGUUCCUUAAGAGAUGGUCCCCAGUAGACCCCAUACACGCCAUCAACAUUAACUGGGAAAUCAACUGGGGACGGGUCAGAGCUGCUCGGUCUGCUCUGAGGUUUGAUUCCAACAAGAUUCAGGGUUUAGGAGCCUCGCUGGACUCAGGCAAACCUCAGGCUGAUAUGAAAGUGACCAAGUUUGGUGCUCCCUUCUCUGUAUCCUUCUCUAAAGAACCACCAAACAAUCAAGAAGGCCUUUCUUCUAAGCCAGAGGCAAAAAUCUCUGAUAUUACACCUCCUUAUGUUGGCCCAGUGGGCCUAGCAGGUGCUUGA